Messenger RNA from Acyrthosiphon pisum (pea aphid), 561 nucleotides. Its product is annotated as putative protein arginine N-methyltransferase 6. Gene Ontology annotation, molecular function: protein-arginine omega-N monomethyltransferase activity; histone methyltransferase activity; protein-arginine omega-N asymmetric methyltransferase activity. The coding region runs from base 94 to 477 and encodes 127 amino acids. The transcript is spliced from 2 exons. Gene Ontology annotation, cellular component: nucleus. The record is from RefSeq and is a predicted model, not a curated record. Lineage: Eukaryota; Metazoa; Arthropoda; Insecta; Hemiptera; Aphididae. Gene Ontology annotation, biological process: peptidyl-arginine methylation, to asymmetrical-dimethyl arginine; chromatin remodeling.
UUAUUCUAAUAAUGCUUUCAUUUGCAGGUGGUUUACGGCAAAGUGGAGGACGUCACGCUGCCCUGUAAGGUGGACAUUAUUGUUUCUGAAUGGAUGGGCUUUUACAUGUUACAUGAGAGCAUGUUGGACAGCGUUAUCAUGGCGCGUGACAAGUUUUUAAAACCAGACGGCCUGAUGUUUCCGUCUCAUUGUACGCUCUAUGCAUCUCCAUGUGCGUUACCAGAUCUCUAUUCGGAGUGGGACAAUGUUUGUGGUGUGAAAAUGAGAUCAUUCGCACAAGCCUUGCGUAGCUUGUACUUGAAUAGACCAAAAAUCAUGAGCAUUGAAGUCGAGAAUAUGCUUUCUCAUAAUGUCAGUCCCAUUGCAGAAUGUAAUCUUAAGAAUUGUCAACCACACCAGCUUGAUAAAAUCACGGCACAACGAUACAUAACCAUUGUUGAGAAGAGUGGAAUUUAUCAAGGAAUAGAGAGAUUUUAAAUGGGCAUAUGAAGAAUAAAUCAGCAAAAAAAAAAAAAAAAUAUACUUGGGUUAUGGAUCAGCAUUCAGCAGCACCCAACAUAA